This is a messenger RNA of Theobroma umbraticum, 3568 nucleotides long. RefSeq names its product chromatin remodeling 24 (gene CHR24). The record is from RefSeq and is a predicted model, not a curated record. Gene Ontology annotation, molecular function: ATP binding; DNA translocase activity. Lineage: Eukaryota; Viridiplantae; Streptophyta; Magnoliopsida; Malvales; Malvaceae.
GUACUUGCAGUCGUCGGUGAGGAAGAAACAUAAGGCCCAAGUCUUAAUGGGAGUCCUUGUGCUGGAAUUAUCACUCGACAUUCUCCGAUGGCAAUGAAAUUCAAAUAUUCAAUGCAAAAGCGGGAAAAGAAAGAAAUGGCGGACAAAGAGAAGAGCAGUGUUCGAAAGCCUCUAAGCUUAAACGACAGCCACUAUCGUUUCCUGCAAGAUUUCUCUGCUCCUCCCAAAGCCAUCCCUAAACCCUCAUCCUCGAAAGAAGGAGAAGAGUCUGAGGAGGAGACAUUCCAAGUACGACGUCGUCUUUGCAAACAAACCCAUAAAGAUGAUUCUAUUCCUCACUUCUCUGGAAUCACUGAUUUUGAUUCUCCUAUUGAAGAAGAACCAAAGCCUGCAAAGGUAAAAAUUGAGGGUAGGCGUCGAUUGUGUAAAAUCUUAUCUCAAGAUGAUGGGGAUGCCGGGAAAACAUCAAUUCUUAAUGAACCUAAUUUUUCUGAAAUUUGUGAUUUUGAUUCACCUUUACCAACAAGGCACGUGAGUGAGGGUGGAAGUCAAAUUAGGGAUAUCUUAAAUGACUUGAGCUCCAAGCUUGAGCUUUUGUCUAUAGAGAAAAAGGCAGCGCCCCCCAAAAAAAUUCCAGAAUAUGCUAGUGCUGAGUCUUCAUUUUCUGGUUCACCUGUUCCAUCUGAUUCCUCAUCAGGUGUGAUUGUGACUAAGAAUGUUGGAGGUGGUGUUCAGGAUGUGGUUGAUUUGUGUGAAAAUGAGGUUGAUUUUUUUGAGAAGGUACAUAAAAUCAAUGAUACUAAUAGUGUAGGAUUGAUGAAGAAGGAAUCAAACAGGGUUGAUGAGAAAUUGGUGUCUGCAAGACAGUCUUUUGAGUCAAAUGUUGAGGAAGAAGAAGAAAAGAGUGAAUUGCAGGGUGACUUUGGGGAUGGCACUCUUGUUACUAGGGUACAUGAACCUAAAAAAAUUUUUCGAAGGCUAAAGAAGAGUGAGCCCAAAAAUGUGUAUGAGCGGUUGCAGUCUUUGGGUAGAUCUUUUGCAUCUAAAUAUGGAGAAGAAGAGGAUGAUGAUGAUCAAUCUGAGGAAGGUGAUGAGCUGGAAGAUGACACCUUAUCAGAGGGUGACCAGCCGUUUAUUUUGAGUGGCCCAAAAUCAACCUAUAAGCUGCCGACUAAGAUUGUGAAAAUGUUGUACCCGCAUCAGCGCGAGGGCUUGAAAUGGCUUUGGUCUUUGCAUUGCCAGGGUAAGGGUGGAAUCUUAGGGGAUGACAUGGGCCUGGGAAAAACAAUGCAGAUUUGUGGCUUUCUAGCAGGUUUAUUUCAUUCAAAGUUGAUUAAAAGAGCUUUAAUAGUUGCCCCCAAGACAUUGCUCUCUCAUUGGAUCAAAGAACUAUCUGUUGUAGGCCUUUCUGAGAAGACUAGAGAGUACUUUGCAACUUCUUCUAAAACUCGGCAAUAUGAGCUCCAAUAUAUACUUCAGGACCAAGGUGUUCUUCUAACAACAUAUGAUAUUGUAAGGAACAACCAUAAAUCUUUAAAAGGAGAAAGUUACUACAGUGAUGACGAUGAUGAGGAUGGUAUCAUUUGGGACUACAUGAUUCUUGAUGAGGGGCAUCUCAUCAAAAAUCCUAGCACCCAAAGGGCAAAAAGUUUGCUUGAUAUACCAAGUGGUCAUCGGAUAGUCGUAAGUGGCACACCAAUUCAGAACAAUCUUAAGGAACUAUGGGCCUUGUUCAACUUCUGUUGCCCUGAGCUACUUGGUGAUAAUAAAUGGUUUAAGGAAAGAUAUGAACAUGCUAUUUUACGUGGAAAUGACAAAAAUGCCUCAGAGAGGGAGAAGCGUGUUGGCUCAACGGUUGCAAAGGAGCUAAGAGAACGUAUUCAACCUUACUUUUUACGCCGGUUAAAGAAAGAGGUAUUCUGUGAAGAUGAUGCCACAACUGCCAAGCUUUCUAAGAAAAAUGAGAUCAUUGUGUGGUUAAAGUUGACUGGUUGCCAGCGCCGACUGUAUGAAGCCUUUUUGAAGAGUGAGAUAGUUCUCUCAGCUUUUGAUGGCUCACCUCUAGCUGCAUUGACGAUUCUGAAAAAAAUAUGUGAUCACCCACUUCUCUUGACAAAGAGAGCUGCUGAGGACGUACUGGAAGGGAUGGAUUCAAUGCUGAAUUCGGAAGAUGCUGGCAUGGCAGAAAAGUUGGCAAUGCAUGUUGCUGAUGUUGCUGAAACAGAUGACUUUCAAGAUAAUCAUGACAAUCUCUCAUGCAAAAUAUCUUUUUUACUCUCACUUUUGGAUACUUUAAUUCCAAGGGGCCACCAUGUUCUUAUAUUUUCUCAAACCCGUAAAAUGCUCAAUCUUAUCCAGGAAUCUCUAGAAUUGAAUGGCUACAAAUUUUUACGUAUCGAUGGUACCACAAAAGCAAGUGAUAGAGUGAAGAUUGUUAAUGAUUUUCAAGACGGCACUGGGGCUCCUAUAUUUCUUCUGACAUCUCAAGUUGGUGGUCUAGGCCUCACACUUACAAAAGCUGAUCGUGUCAUUGUGGUUGAUCCUGCGUGGAACCCAAGCACGGAUAACCAAAGUGUUGAUCGUGCAUAUCGAAUUGGGCAAAAGAAGGAUGUUCUUGUGUACAGGUUGAUGACCUGUGGAACUGUUGAAGAAAAGAUAUACAGAAAACAGAUAUAUAAGGGGGGAUUGUUUAAGACUGCAACCGAGCACAAAGAACAGAUUCGUUACUUUAGCCAGCAGGAUCUUCGGGAACUUUUCAGUCUUCCUAAACAGGGGUUUGACAUUUCACUCACCCAAAAGCAACUACAUGAAGAGCAUGAUCGCCAACAUAAAAUGGACGAGUCAUUGGAAACCCACAUAAAAUUUCUAGAAACACUGGGAAUAGCAGGAGUUAGUCAUCACAGUUUACUUUUCUCUAAAACAGCACCUGUACAAGUUGUACAAGAAGAUGAAGACAUAUGGAGAAAAGGAACUACAGCUGUGGGACAUUCAUCUUCAAGCUCUUCAGUUGAGCGUAAUAUUGAUGGGGCUGAAUAUGCUUUCAAGCCAAAGGAUAUCAGACUGAGUAGGAAAAUCUCUUCCCCCGAGAAUGCAGCUAAAUUAACUGAGAGUGAAAUUAAAGAGAGAAUUAAUCGGUUGUCUCAAAUAUUUUCUAACAAGGUUACUGUUUCAAGGUUACCUGAUAAGGGAGCAAAGAUAGAGAAGCAGAUUGCUGAACUGAAUGAAGAGCUCCACAAGAUGAAGAUGGAAAAGGAAGCUAAAGAUGAAGCAGGUGUAGAUGACAUAACUGGAGAACUCCAAAGAGUGUUGAAUGUAUAGGAGCUCAGGGAAAUGCUUGGCUAUCCGAAUUUUUUGCCAAGUCCGAAUCUAGUCCGACCUGAUUGUGGUGGAAAUAGUUAAAUGGAUGUCUUUGUGGGUAGACUUUAUCUCUUAUAAAAAAUGCCCUUCUUAUGUACACAAGAAAUCAAGGAUAUCAAAAUUAUAAACUGAUAAUUUAUAUGCCUUAAUGCGAAAUAUCAUAUGCUUUCAUUUUGCUUGCAAUGUACCAAUUUACUUACAAGUUUAGCUC